Messenger RNA from Oncorhynchus gorbuscha (pink salmon), 1046 nucleotides. Its product is annotated as putative nuclease HARBI1. The transcript is spliced from 3 exons. Lineage: Eukaryota; Metazoa; Chordata; Actinopteri; Salmoniformes; Salmonidae. The record is from RefSeq and is a predicted model, not a curated record. Bases 94 to 630 code for a protein of 178 amino acids.
UCCUGUACUCAGUGGGGGAUGCAGAACAGCUGAACAAGGCCACAAUUUGCCGCACAAUAAGGAGUGUGUGUCUGGCUAUCAAAGCAUUAGCAGAUGUCUUCAUCUCCUUCCCUGGCCACAGAAGACUCUGUGACAUCAAAGAGGAGUUCUAUAGGAUUGCAGAUGGUCUGCAAUGCUGACUGUGUGAUCAGCAAUGUUGUGGCAAAAUGGCCUGGCUCAGUCCAUGACUCCAGAAUCUUUCGGGCCUCUGAAAUCUAUCAGUGCCUAUCACAAGGUGAAUUCUCUGGUGUGUUGCUGAGAGACAGGGGGUAUGGCUGCCAGCCUUUUCUCCUGACACCUUUCACAGACCCCCAGGAAGCACAGCAGGCCUACAACCAUGCCCAUGCCAGGACCAGGGCCAGAGUUGAAAUGACCUUUGGCCUCCUGAAGGCACGCUUUCACUGCCUUCACAAAUUAAGGGUCAGCCCUGUUAGGGCAUGUGAUAUUACUGUGGCUUGUGCUGUCCUCCACAAUGUGGCCUGCCUGAGGAAGGAGAGGGCCCCCAGAGUGCCACCAGCCAUGGACUGGGACAAUCCGGCAAUCUUCCCUGAUGAUGACAGUGGUCGGCUGCUGAGGACCAAUAUGUGUUGAAUUAUUUUAGUUAGUAUGUGUGCUUUCAAUUUUGGUUAAAUAUGUCCUGCGGUGGCAGAGGAAUUUGGGUUUUUUUGGGUUCGUUUUUUUACGAAUUUGGCCUCUUAUGAUGUUUGUGCGGUAUACUGUGUGUAAUACAAGGCUGCAGGGAGGCUACUGCAUCCAUUCAUUUGUCUGUUCAGUUGAUGUGUAUGGAUUUGUCCUGCAUUUAUUUUAGUGUGCAGACAUGCAGGGUGUGUUAUAUACAGACCUUUGAAUGUGUAUGUAUCAUUUUGUAUAAUAUGCUUGGAUUCUGUGCUUUCCAUCUUGUAGAGUCACUGUGACUUCAGUUUCGAAAGGAGCUGAUGGUUUACCUGCUUUGUUUUGUCCUUAUUCAAUAAAGGAACAUAAUGUUACACAUUGUGUUUUUAUAUUCA